This is a messenger RNA of Danaus chrysippus (African queen), 633 nucleotides long. NCBI's taxonomy places the organism in Eukaryota, Metazoa, Arthropoda, Insecta, Lepidoptera, Nymphalidae. The record is from the annotation of a GenBank genome assembly.
AUGCGGGUAUCUGCUAUAUUUUUAUCAGCCUUGAUUGUUUCAGUUUCCUCUGAAGAUAUCAAGGAUCGUGAGUCAUUACUAGUUCAAAUCAGCUCUGGUCUCGUCAGAGGGUAUAAGGAUAUCCACGAUGAUGUCUUCGUGUUCAAUGGAAUACCAUACGCUACAGCACCGACUGGGACAGAAAGAUUUAAGUGUAUCAUCACUUCUCACACAAUGCGGGUCUUUGCUAUAUUUUUAUCAGCCUUGAUUGCUUCAGUUUCCUCUGACAAUAUCAAGGAUCGUGAGUCAUUAUUAGUUCAAAUUAGCUCUGGUCUCGUUAGAGGGUAUAAGGAUAUCCACGAUGAUGUCUUCGUGUUCAAAGGAAUACCAUACGCUACAGCACCGACUGGGACAGAAAGAUUUAAGUGUAUCAUCACCUCUCACACAAUGUGGGUGUCUGCUAUUUUAUUAUCAGCCUUGAUUGCUUCAGUUUCCUCUGAAAAUAUCAAGGAUCGUGAGUCAUUAUUAGUUCAAAUCAGCUCUGGUCUCGUUAGAGGGUAUAAGGAUAUCCACGAUGAUGUCUUCGUGUUCAAUGGAAUACCAUACGCUACAGCACCGACUGGGACAGAACGAUUUAAGGUAAAAGAUCAAUGA